AUUCAUAGCUUGAUAACUCCUCCCUCCUCUUCCUGCUCUCAAACACAGACAGCUACACUCGGUCCUCUUAUUUCCUUGUUCCCUCCCCUUCAGAUGGACAGUUUGAAGGUGGGUGUAACCAACAUAACACAUGAUGAUUACAUCAGAGCUCAAACUAGUGUCGGUUCUCAGGAAGUGAAACUCAGACAGUCGUUGCUACUGAGAGGUGAAAUGGCGCAGAAAGGAGUUCAGCUGGACCAGGAAGCAAUCUCUUGUUCGAUCUGUCUGGAUCUACUGAAGGAUCCGGUGGCUAUUCCCUGUGGACACAGCUACUGCAUGAACUGUAUUAAAAGCUUCUGGGAUGGAGAGGAUGAGAAGAAGAUCUACAGCUGCCCUCAGUGUAGGCAGACCUUCACACCGAGGCCUGUCCUGCUGAAAAACACCAUGUUAGCAGUUUUAGUGGAGGAACUGAAGAAGACUGGACUCCAAGCUGCUCCUGCUGAUCACUGCUAUGCUGGACCUGAAGAUGUGGCCUGUGAUGUCUGCACUGGGAGGAAACUGAAAGCCUUCAAGUCCUGUCUGGUGUGUCUGGCCUCUUACUGUGAGAAACACCUCCAGCGUCAUUACGAUGUAGCUCCGUUAAAGAAACACAAGCUGGUGGAGCCCUCCAAGAAGCUCCAGGAGAACAUCUGCUCUCGUCACGACGAGGUGAUGAAGAUGUUCUGUCGUACUGAUCAGCAGUGUAUCUGUUAUCUCUGCUAUGUGGAUGAACAUAAAGGCCACGACACCGUCUCAGCUGCAGCAGAAAGGACCGAGAGGCAGAGAGAGCUGGAGGUGAGUCGACUCAACAUCCAGCAGAGGAUCCAGGACAGAGAGAAAGAUGUGAAGCUGCUCCAACAGGAGGUGGAGGCCGUCAAUCGCUCUGCUGAUAAAGCAGUGGAGGACAGUGAGAAGAUCUUCACCGAGCUGAUCCGUCUCAUGGAGAAAAGAAGCUGUGAUGUGAAGCAGCAGGUCAGAUCCCAGCAGAAAAGUGAAGUGAGUCGAGUCAAAGAGCUUCAGGAGAAGCUGGAGCAGGAGAUCACUGAGCUGAAGAGGAGAGACGCUGAGAUGAAGCUGCUGUCACACACAGAGGAUCACAACCAGUUUCUUCUUAACUACCCCUCACUGUCACCACUCACUGAAUCUACAUCCAGCAUCAAUAUCCGUCCUCUGAGCUACUUUGAGGACGUGACGGCGGCUGUGUCAGAAGUCAGAGAUAAACUACAGGACGUUCUGAGAGAGAAAUGGACAAACGUCUCACAGACUGUGACUGAAGUGGAUGUUUUACUGUCACAACCAGAGCCCAAGACCAGAGCUGGAUUCUUACAAUAUUCACGAGAAAUCACACUGGAUCCAAACACAGCAUACACACUGCUGUUAUUAUCUGAGGGGAACAGAAAAGCAACAGUUAUGAGACAACGACAGUCUUAUUCUAGUCACCCAGACAGAUUCACUGGAUAUGAACAGGUCCUGAGUAGAGAGAGUCUGACUGGACGUUGUUACUGGGAGGUGGAGAGGAGAGGGAGAGGAGUUUAUGUAGCAGUCGCAUACAAGAGUAUCAGGAGAGCAGGGGGGAAUGAACGUUACUUUGGAUACAAUGAUAAAUCUUGGGCGUUAGUUUGUUACCAAAACAGUUAUAUAUUUUUGUACAACAAUAUCCAAACCCCCGUCUCAGGUCCUCAGUCCUCCAGAGUAGGAGUGUACCUGGAUCACAGUGCAGGUAUUCUGUCCUUCUACAGCGUCUCUGAAACCAUGACUCUCCUCCACAGAGUCCAGACCACAUUCACUGAGCCUCUCUAUGCUGGACUUUGGCUUUAUGGUUAUGAUGUCACUGCUGAGUUGUGUAAACUGAAAAUGGCGCAGAAAGGAGUUCAGCUGGAGAGAGAGUCAUUCUCUUGUUCGAUCUGUCUGGAUCUACUGAAGGAUCCGGUGGCUACUUCCUGUGGACACAGCUACUGCAUGAACUGUAUUAAAAGCUUCUGGGAUGGAGAGGAUGAGAAGAAGAUCUACAGCUGCCCUCAGUGUAGGCAGACCUUCACACUGAGGCCUGUCCUGCUGAAAAACACCAUGUUAGCAGUUUUAGUGGAGGAACUGAAGAAGACUGGACUCCAAGCUGCUCCUGCUGAUCACUGCUAUGCUGGACCUGAAGAUGUGGCCUGUGAUGUCUGCACUGGGAGGAAACUGAAAGCCUUUAAGUCCUGUCUGGCGUGUCUGGCCUCUUACUGUGAGAAACACCUCCAGCCUCAUUAUGACUCAGCUCCGUUAAAGAAACACAAGCUGGUGGAGCCCUCCAUGAAGCUCCAGGAGAACAUCUGCUCUCGUCACGACGAGGUGAUGAAGAUGUUCUGUCGUACUGAUCAGCAGUGUAUCUGUUAUCUCUGCUCUGUGGAUGAACAUAAAGGCCACGACACCGUCUCAGCUGCAGCAGAAAGGACCGAGAGGCAGAGAGAGCUGGAGGUGAGUCGACUCAACAUCCAGCAGAGGAUCCAGGACAGAGAGAAAGAUGUGAAGCUGCUCCAACAGGAGGUGGAGGCCGUCAAUCGCUCUGCUGAUAAAGCAGUGGAGGACAGUGAGAAGAUCUUCACCGAGCUGAUCCGUCUCAUGGAGAAAAGAAGCUGUGAUGUGAAGCAGCAGGUCAGAUCCCAGCAGAAAAGUGAAGUGAGUCGAGUCAAAGAGCUUCAGGAGAAGCUGGAGCAGGAGAUCACUGAGCUGAAGAGGAGAGACGCUGAGAUGAAGCUGCUGUCACACACAGAGGAUCACAACCAGUUUCUACUCAACUACCACUCACUGUCACCACUCACUGAAUCUACAUCCAGCAUCAAUAUCCGUCCUCUGAGCUACUUUGAGGACGUGACGGCGGCUGUGUCAGAAGUCAGAGAUAAACUACAGGACGUUCUGAGAGAGAAAUGGACAAACGUCUCACAGACUGUGACUGAAGUGGAUGUUUUACUGUCACAACCAGAGCCCAAGACCAGAGCUGGGUUCUUAAAAUAUUCACGAGAAAUCACACUGGAUCCAAACACAGUAAACACACAGCUGUUAUUAUCUGAGGGGAACAGAAAAGCAACAUUUAUGAGACAACGACAGUCUUAUUCUAGUCACCCAGACAGAUUCACUGGAUAUGAACAGGUCCUGAGUAGAGAGAGUCUGACUGGACGUUGUUACUGGGAGGUGGAGAGGAGAGGGGGAGCAGUUUAUGUAGCAGUCGCAUACAAGAGUAUCAGCAGAGCAGGGGGGUCGAAUGAAUGUUUGUUUGGAUACAAUGAUAAAUCUUGGGCGUUAGUUUGUUACCAAAACAGUUAUAUAUUUUUGUACAACAAAGUCACAACCCCCGUCUCAGGUCCUCAGUCCUCCAGAGUAGGAGUGUACCUGGAUCACAGUGCAGGUAUUCUGUCCUUCUACAGCGUCUCUGAAACCAUGACUCUCCUCCACAGAGUCCAGACCACAUUCACUGAGCCUCUCUAUGCUGGACUUAGGCUUUAUGGUUAUGAUGUCACUGCUGAGUUGUGUAAACUGAAAUAGACAGAAGUCAUUUAAGGGUUAAAUUCAGUGUUUUAACUCUUAAACUUCUCUGGUGUCCAUCAUUGUUGCUGCAGAGCUGAUUUGUGUCUGGACCGCAGAGGACCAGCCCUACAAACACUAAAGUGUGUCACUGCCUGACUGACUGAGUGAUGAAGUUACAGGAUUCAUCAGCGACUGUUGCAGGUUCCUCAUUGGUUGUUGCUCUUUCUAAAUGAAAAGCUGGAGAACAGUUCAGUGUUUAUGUUUUCUGGGGAUUGUGUCAGCGGUUCAUUGAAUCAUUACAUCGUGCUGUUGUUGUGCAUGUGCUAUUGUUUAUAGUAGUUUAAG
Sebastes umbrosus (honeycomb rockfish) is the source of this 3867-nucleotide messenger RNA. RefSeq lists its product as uncharacterized. The transcript is spliced from 2 exons. Gene Ontology annotation, molecular function: zinc ion binding; protein binding. The record is from RefSeq and is a predicted model, not a curated record. Lineage: Eukaryota; Metazoa; Chordata; Actinopteri; Perciformes; Sebastidae. Bases 94 to 3540 code for a protein of 1148 amino acids.